AUGCAAGGGCGUGAACAGCAGCACACGCCACACAUGCGUUAUCCCAUCAUCUUUCCUCAUUUCAGGCGGUUUGAAGCGGGGGUGAUGAGGCAAGUCACGCUUGUCGACCAGAGCAGAGCCAAUUCCAACUGCCUGCCACCCUCGUUACAGUCACCGUCGUCGCAGUCUGCACCUUCUUUACAAACCUGCAGCCAGCUGUGUGACUCGGGUUAUUUCAGCAGAGAGAGCAACUUGGAUCCCCUAUCCUCUCGCCCCUCCUCCUCCUUCCUCCCCUUCCCCUCCUUCCUUCGAAAAAGCCCCAUUCUAAGACUGGAUAAGGGAGGCUAUACUCGUUAUAAAGUCGACAACCAAGGACCCACCUACAGAGGGGGUCACUGGGUGUUCACUAACGGGGUGGAGCAGGUUCUCUCCCUGUCAUCACCUGGCUAUCUUCCCUACGAGCUUCCUGCUGCUGAUUCCCGUGCUACUGAACUUGUGGCAGAGCAACCCGAGCGGCCACAACCGCAGAUGCAGCAACACCAGCAA
Messenger RNA from Closterium sp. NIES-67, 525 nucleotides. Lineage: Eukaryota; Viridiplantae; Streptophyta; Zygnematophyceae; Desmidiales; Closteriaceae. The record is from the annotation of a GenBank genome assembly.